CUACACACACGUCCAAGUCUGCGAAAUGGGUAAUUUUUGUGGCAAGCAAUUUGAAGAAGAUGUGGAGGUUGAGUACGACACCGAACACAUUCGUCUUCAUCUGUUGAUGGUUUUGCGUGAGGAAGGCCCAGCUGAACUUCUCAAUUACGCUACUAAAGACGACCAGAAUUACGAAAUUUGCAAAAAUGACGAAGUUCUCAGGAAGGCGUGCAUGCUGGCCGCCUCUAGAAGAUACUAUUUUGAGAAGUUUCGAUACGAAGAGGUUUGCAACAAGACUGCCCCUUAUGUGCGUCUCUUGGAGGAUUUCAUUCAGCUCCAAAAUUCCAUUGACGAGCAGAAACGAGUGGAGGAGGAUCGUUUUGACUGCGGCUCCAGCGUCCGCCGUCUUAUCCAACAGCAGUCGGAGAGAAAGCGAGGGAGGGCCAUGAGUUUUUGAUUUAUAAUAUAAUAUUUAUAAUAUUUAAUAUACGUAUUUAUUACAAUGUUUAUAAA
Tribolium castaneum (red flour beetle) is the source of this 492-nucleotide messenger RNA. RefSeq lists its product as uncharacterized. The transcript has 2 exons. The record is from RefSeq and is a predicted model, not a curated record. Lineage: Eukaryota; Metazoa; Arthropoda; Insecta; Coleoptera; Tenebrionidae. Bases 26 to 436 code for a protein of 136 amino acids.